This is a messenger RNA of Paramuricea clavata, 14662 nucleotides long. The record is from the annotation of a GenBank genome assembly. Lineage: Eukaryota; Metazoa; Cnidaria; Anthozoa; Malacalcyonacea; Plexauridae.
AUGAGUGCUGAAAAAGAUGCAAAUAGUCCCUCGAGAGAUACUAAGAAUACGGAACGAACUCGAUCUGUAAAUUUUAAUAAUUUAAUUUAUGUCAAUUGUACAAGGGAACAGAAGACUUAUUUUAUGCCUAUCAACUUUUGCCUGUUGAACACCAGAUCAAUAAAUAGGAAAGAACUUUUUAUUAAUGAUUAUGUGUCUGAGAACGAUAUUGAUAUUCUAGCAGUGACUGAGACAUGGUUACGUGAGGAUGAUAAUGAAUUUUCUACUGCUGAAAUCUGCCCAACGGGGUAUCAGUUUUAUCACAUUACAAGGGAAAAUGCACGAGGUGGAGGAGUUGGUCUCUUACUGAAGAAAUAUAUUAAAGUCAAAAAACAAUCUCAGAGAAAAUUCUCUUCUUUUGAAUAUAUUGAUGUCACCUUGAACUGCCGUAAUACCUGCACCAGAAUGAUUGUCAUUUAUAGACCACCCCCAUCGAAGACUAAUAAAUUAAGCAGCUCAAUAUUUUUUGAAGAAUUCUGCAUAUUUGUGGAACAGUUGAUCAUAUUACCUGGCAAUAUAUUAAUGGCAAGAGACUUUAAUUUUCAUAUAGACAACAUUGGAGAUUCAGAUACUAUUAAAUUCAACAAGAUACUGGAAUCGUUUAAUUUACAACAGCACGUCAAUGGGCCAACCCACAAGAAAGGCCACUUAGACUUGAUUAUAACAAGGAAUGAAGAUAAAUUAGUGACUGAUAUCAGAAUACAUGAUCCAGUAAUACCAGAUCAUCUUGCCAUACAAUGUACAUUACAGUUAGAGAAACCACCAUUAGAACAAGCUGAAAUUUAUUAUCGAAAAUUAAACAAUGUAAACAUGGAUAGUUUCAAUGAAGAUCUAAAAGUACUAGAUUUAAAUGACGAUUAUGAUCUUUCAGUCCUUAUUGAUAAAUAUGAAAAUACGUUGAAAGAAACAUUACAGCAGCAUGCUCCACAAAAACGACGAAUUAUAACUCUUCGUCCUUUAUCACCAUGGUACAAUGAGGAGAUUGGUCAAGAAAAAAGAAAUCGCAGGAAACUAGAACGCCACUGGCGCGCAUCUGGACUAUGUAUUGACAGACAGUUAUAUGUCAAACAAUGUGAGACAGUGAAUGCCAUGAUAAAGAAUGCUAAGACAACAUACUACUCAUCGGUUAUUUCCAGUAAUGCACAUAAUCAGAAAGUGUUAUUUAGUACGGUUGAUAAAUUACUCCAUCGAAAGCCAGAAAAGCGCUAUCCAACUGCGUCAUCAACGACUGAACUUGUGAAUAAAUUUUCAGAUUUCUUCAAUAAUAAGAUUGCUAUUAUAUGGAAAGAACUAGCCAUCGAUUCUUCCCACUGUAAUCAGCGAAAUCAAGAGGAACAGUAUGCACAAUGCGUUAAAUUCAUUAACUUUCAAGAAGUCACGGAACAUGAGAUUGAAAAUGUUAUUGAUAAAGUUGGUAAAAAAUCUUGUGAACUUGAUCCAGUGCCCGCAAAAAUCUUUCAAGGCUGUCAGAAGACUCUCUUACCUAUAAUUACUAAGAUCAGUAAUGAGUCACUUCAGUCAGGUUGUAUGCCUGAGAUACUAAAAGAAGCCGUGUUGAAACCAAAACUAAAGAAAGAUUCGCUGGAUUACGAAGAAUACACAAAUUUCCGACCUAUUUCAAAUUUAAAAUUCCUGUCUAAAGUAAUUGAGAAGGUUGCUGCCGGUCAGCUUCUGGAACACUUGGCUAAUAACAAAUUAGAAGAACCCUUCCAGUCGGCAUAUAAACGUUUUCAUAGUGCAGAAACAACCCUAUUAAAAGUACAAAACGAUAUUCUUGUAGCCAUUGAUAAUCGUAAGUGUGUGGCGUUGCUAUUACUAGAUAUGUCAGCAGCAUUCGAUACUGUUGAUCACGAACUUUUACUACAACGAAUGUUCAAAAGAUUUGGGAUAGAUGGGCAAGUGUUGAGAUGGUUUCAGUCCUAUCUUCAGAAUAGAACGCAAAGUGUAGUGAUUGACGGUGUUAAAUCUAUCUCUAAAGACUUGCGCUGUGGAGUCCCACAAGGAUCAGUUCUCGGUCCUAUACUAUAUUUACUAUACACUUCACCCCUUGGUGAUAUCAUCAGAGGUCAUGUUCUUGAUUUUCACUUUUAUGCAGAUGACUCGCAAUUAUAUCUCGCUUUUGAGUCAACCACUGAAGGAAAAGCGGAAGCACUGGUACAAAUCGAAAUGUGUGUAAAGGAGAUUGAUUUGUGGAUGGUCAAAAAUAAAUUAAAAUUGAAUGGGGACAAGACUGAGCUACUAGUAAUCAAUGCACGAAAUCGUUUAUGCCCUGCUGUACACCAUAUAGAAAUAUCUAAGUCAAUAGUUCAACCAAGUACUUCAGCACGAAACAUCGGUGUAACCUUCGAUCAACACAUGUCCAUGGAUAAACAUAUUACCAACAUUUGCAAGAACUGUUUUUUCCAUUUGAGAAAAAUAGCAAGAAUAAAAGAGUACUUAUCAAAAUCAGAUAUCCAAACCCUAGUUCAUGCCUUUAUUACAUCGAAACUGGAUAAUUGCAACUCUUUGCUAUACAGACUACCUAAAUUUCUUAUAGAUCGGUUACAGAAUGUGCAAAACUGUGCUGCUCGUCUGGUGACAGGAAGCAGAAAAUACGACCAUGUUACUCCAUUAAUGAAACAAUUACAUUGGCUCCCCAUCAGUCAACGCAUCAUCUAUAAAAUUGUUCUUAUGACGUAUAAAUCUCUGAAUGGCUCAGCUCCACAUUACAUUAAUAAUAUGCUAAAACCUUACACACCAUCAGCAAAUUUACGCUCCUCAUCCAAAGGAUUGCUUACCAUACCUUCAGUAAAACUAGUGAACUAUGGUGAACGAUCGUUCUCAUAUGCUGCACCGAAACUGUGGAACGAACUGCCAGAGUAUAUUAGAAAGAGUGAGAUCUUGCCUAUUUUUAAAACCAGAUUAAAGACACAUCUUUUUAAACAGUAUUACGACUAAGUUAUUAUUUUAACAAGAUUAUUAGCAAUUUUAUAGUAUUCUAUAUAGUUGUUGUUUUAAUAUUAUCAACAUACAUAACAUAAAGUAAUUUUAUAUUCUUAACGAGAAGAGCAUAUAAUUAUUUUUUAGUAAUUUUAUAGUAUAGUAAUUUUAGUAGUCAAUGCAUGCACUAUGUUCUAACACUUAGUAUAUAUUUUUAACACUUGAUGUUAAGCGCUAUUGAGCUAUGGGAAAUGGCGCUAUAUAAAUGAAUUAUAAUAAUAAUAAUAAUAAUAAUAAAGACUACAGGGACCGGUUGUACGAAGCCUAUUAAACGAAGGCCGGAUUGCGCUAUCCACCGGAUAGAGAUUUUUUCAAGCUUUGUUAAAUUAGUCGUUGAUUGGUAUUAAAGUUUAGUGUUUAUAAAUUAAAUGUUUUUUAUACUUUUUGUGUGUCGUCUCUACCCGUAGUUUCACAGUUUUUCAAGCAUUUUAUAAAGUUUGAAAAACUCACUAUCCUGUGGAUAGCGCUAUAUCUGACCUUCGUACAACCGGGCCCAGAAUAAUAAUAUUCAAGACACUCAAGAUCACUCUUCGUGGAUAUUGCGUGUGUUACUAUGGUUACCGAAAAUUCACACGCAACAUCCACGUAAAUACGAAGCGCGCGAAAUUUUGGUUUUUGGCUUUUUUGUGAGGCAGUAUAAGCUGACAGUAAGUUUUUUUCCGAAAAAAAAACAACUUUAAAAUUUGUUCAAGUUUUUUGAACAUAUACUGUAUCUUUGAACGAAAAAUAAUUACACUACUAUUUGUAGAAUAUAUAUGUUUUGGGCAAAAAUAACUUCAUUUACUGAGUUUGUCACAACAAAAAAGUUUUUCGUGUUUUUUAACAGUUUUUUUUGUUUUUUACAGAUAUUUAAAAUAAUUUGGCGGAAAGGUACGACUAUAUUUUAAAAUUAUUUAUAGUAUGCUUCUUAGCUGAUGUUAAACAGCCUUUCCUUCAUGGCCAAAAACAUUCCUGUUCAAUAUCAAGAUAAAAAUUUAUUCAAUAUUAGUUUUAAUACAUGCACUGGAAGUGGAGAUGUUGUAUUUUAUUAAUGAUUUCCUUUAAUAUUUUCUUUUAUAAUUAUAGCAAAGAUUUAACAACCACAAAAGCAAGUUGCUCCAAUUUUUUGAAUAAGCGAAUAAAACCAUAUUGAACAUAUACGUGUAGGUGUAGCUUGGACUUAUAAACUUAGCUAUUUCAACUAAUCCCUAUAUUAUAUCUAUUUUAUUUUUGGUGGAAUUACCAGAACUGGACGACUCUGCUAUUCUUGGUAUGCAUAUUACAAUAAAUAUGCGGUAUAAUAUCUACUUUUUGGUUUUAUAUAAAGCAACAUUCGUUCUAGCUGGUUGGACCUCACAUAAAAUUAAAUGGACUUACAACUAAUAUUAAAUAGUUGUGAACAGAGGCCAGCUGUGACCAAUUGUUUGCUUACAGUUGUACAGAGGUAUAUUUGUAACCUCGAGGUAUAUUUGUGAGCUCGAGGUAUAUUUUUGUGACCAAUAUUCCAGUGACCAUGCAGAGGUAAAGUUGUGAUCAAUUGCUUGGCGAAAACCCUCUUGGCCGGCCACAAUGAAAUAUUCUCUCAUGUAAACAUGUUAAAAUUCAACCCAAUUACCCAGUGAGUACCAUGUAGUUGUAGAUUAUCUUCUCCUACAGUAGCUACAAUGUAAUAAAGUGUAUACUGACAAUUUCAUUUUACAGAGCAGCGUUAUAACAUUCUACGGAUUAUCAAUUUGCAAUAUCAUGCAUGUGACACAGUAACCUCAUCUUUAACCUUCUAACACAACAUCUUUUAUUUUAGACGUUCAUGUUGAUGAUGGUAAGAAUUCAGUUAUAUAUUUAAAACACAAAUUCUUAAAGCUAGGUCAUUCUGUUUGAGAAAUAAUAAAAUCUGAAGUACUCAAUUGACAAGAAAGGAUUAACUUUCAAUUAUUUUCUCCAUGGUAGAGUUGUGAAUGUUUUCUAGAAUAAUAUAAUAAUGAUUAAUAAUUAAGAAUAUAUUAUGUACAAUAUAUUACAGAUUAAGUAUAUUACAGAUUUCUUAUGAAUAUUUGCAACAUUUUUUUCUAAUUAACUAUAGAAAGUGAAGUCGAAGAGGAUGAAGGAGAGGUCCAGCCAUGUAAGUUAACUUUAUUAAACAAUAUGUUCAGUAUGGUUCAAUCAUACUUAUAAUUAUAUUAUUACUUCUACAAUAAGGUGCUGAUUUUAUUUCAGUGAAUGAACAACCUCGACAAGAAGAUGCAAAUGGUAUGGUUCUAAUGUUGAUAUACUUACAUACCUAUAUCUGUGAUAUGUAAUUUGGUCUAACUACAGUUAGUACUAUUUUUUUAGUUCAAGAACGACAACAACGUCCACGGCACAUAUAUACAAACUAAUUCAAACUAAUCAUAUAUAUAUACAUAUAUACAUAUACAUAUAUAUAUAUAUAUAUAUAUAUAUAUAUAUAUAUAUAUAUAUAUAUAUAUAUAUAUAUAUAUAUAUAUAUAUAUAUAUAUAUAUAUAUAUAUAUAUAUAUAUAUAUAUAUAUAUAUAUAUAUAUAUAUAUAUAUAUAUAUAUAUAUAUAUAUUUAACACAUUUUAUAACGUUUUACACCCAUUAAACAUAGCCAUUUUUUGUAUAUUUUGCGAGGUUUCGAAAAGGGGUCGCUUAAAAAAUUCCAUAAUAAAAUAACAAUUACACUUAAGAUCGUGAUAACAGUCUGAUAGUAAACUCUAAUAGUACCUUGAAACAUGUUAGGAAUAUGGGGUUCAUCGGUUUCAUAUUUAUCCGUCAGUCCUUUCAUAAAGUUGGGUUAAAUGUCAGCUGGUUUGAGCGUGAAAAUUACCUCAUUGCCCGCGAAAUCAAGAUUUUGUAAAAAUCUUACGAAAAAGGAAUCGCAGCAGCUUUUUAGUAUUUUUUCCAUUGUAGGAACACUAAAUGGGUUGAUUUGGUGAAAUAAAAAAAAAUUCGAUUUUUUUCAUUUGACUUGAGAUUCUCGGUUUUUACAGGCAGUUGCUCUUAAGAUAUUUAAUUUCUAAAAAAAUGUUAGGAGGUAUUAAGUAGUCCACUUCUUAUAUAAAAGCUUUCUUACUGAAUUUUUAAACAUUUUCAUGAUCAGACCAGAAAUAUCUUUCAUCUCUUUCGGUCAUAUAUUAUAUGGCAUAUGGUAAUGAAGGUCAUAGGGGAGAAAGUGGUGACCAUGCUUGCAGUUAAGUGAUGAGGAUGAAAGUGACGAGGACGAAAUCACCCAUGCAUGCUGUACCAUUCAAGUGCACCGGUGUUGCUCAUGAGAAAAACUACCAACAUUAUUUGGAACAGGCAUCCCUUGCUCUCCAUGCAUGGAAAAGAUAAACCAGUGAAUGUAAGAAUACGGCCAGACUCAUUGAAUCCAUGCAAUGGAUCCAAGUGCAAUUGCAAUUGGUUAGAUUGUUUCUGAACUAUUCGAGUAUUUGCAGCCACUAAUUGUCGCAGGAGAUAUCUUACAGGUCUAUGUUCAGCAUAUCAAGUAUAGGGUUGGCUUUUUUAAAUAGGAUUUUAUCCAAACAUUUUCAUAAAGUGACGUGGUGAGUGUUAGACUCAAGGGGUAAGGAAGAGCAUGAGUGUACGUUGACAGAUGUUUGUGAUAUAAUAGCAACUGACUAGCUAGUUACUGAUAUAAUAGCAACUUUUUAGAUUAUUUGCAGCAUUUUUAAACAAAAACUAGGUUAAUCAUAAGUGGGUGCAAUUAAAACAAUAUCUGUCAUGCACACUCAUGCAAUUAAGUACAUAAUUGUAACAUGUGCUGUACUAAAUGAAUAAAUAAAUAGUUUAUACAUUCACUUGACCAAAUUUGUAAGUAAUUUUUCAUUAAAAAUAAUGCAACAAUAAAACAAAAAUAUGUCUAUUUAUAUACAUAUUGAUCAAAGGUCCCACAAUAACAUGCUGCUAAAACUUUGUGAAUUGUGGUACAUUACAUGAGAAUACAAAAAAAAAACUGCAUAUAAUUGCACCUAUCAAAGUUAAGCCUAUGUGGGGUAUUUGAUCAUCAAUUGCAUCCCCACCCUGGGGGAUUUUCAUUAGCAUUUUGGGCCCAAGUUAGGGUAAUUUGAACCAAAAUUACUUUUAUUAAUAUAGUAUUUAUUGCAAUUUAUUGCAAAAUGGUGGGGUAUUUGACCAAUACUUAUUGCCCGACAGUGGGGCAUUUGAUUGAAAAUUUGCUGAAAAAAUCAAAUGCCAAACAUAUGCCCGAACCCCCUCUCCCUCUUUGGGGCUUAACAUUGAAAGAACCACCAUUUCUCAAACUUUAUCUGAAUUAGUUGUGUAACAGCAUUACAAAAUACUGUUAAAAAAAGGCCAAGUGGCCCUUCACUGCUAUAAAGGGCAUUCUAUCCAAUGGCAUUCUUGGACCAACAUCUCUAUAUGGCGUUGUUCUCCAAAGCAUCGAGCAGCGCGAUAAUCAGAUUGUCUUUUUGACCAGCAUGAAGUACCGAUACAGCCUUGGCAACAAGUGGGGGGAAUUUUGAGGGACAAAUUUAGCAUCUAAACCAGGGUUAACUUUUACCAGCCAUUUUUGAGACAGGUGGAUGAGUAGUUGUUCUCGUUGUUGCUGAGUUAGUUUUGAAAAUCAAGAGUAUCAAUAGCAUUACCAGGGAGGUGAACAAGGUCUUGGUCACUUGAUGGAGGCAAUCUUAGCAUCGGAGAUCUUGCAGAUGUCGAAGGUCUGUACAGAUUGGAAUUAAGGACCGGUAUUACCUCCAAAUUUAAUGAUGAUGCUUAAUUCUUGCAGACAAAAUCAUUGACAGAAAUAGACUCCAGCCAAUAUCACGAAUCUCGAAUCUAAAACAUCAGCCAAACAAUAAAUUGUACUUAUAAAAUAUUGUUACAGAAGUGCUUUAAUUAUUUACAUAUACAUAUUUAUAUAUAUUCCGUAUAAUAGGUUAAUUGCAAGUAAUAAUAAACCAGACUGGUCUGAUAGUUUAGAGAUUAUUGCCCUCGAAUUGGAAUUGAUAAACUCCAAGAAAUGUCUUGUGUGUGUUUGUUACCGACCACCUAGCUGUAACUUAGUUGAAUGGCUCCAUUUGUUCACGGCAUUUUUGGAUGAAACCACCCACUACGACAAAGUUUUAAUCUCUGGUGAUUUUAACUUCCCCGAUCUAACUUGGAACUCGAACUUUGUGCCUGUUAUUUCAGAAAGAAUUAUUUCUGCUGGGUCUUCUGAAUUCAGAGAACUAAGUUAUGAUUUUUUCUUACAUCAAGUGAAUAUGUAUCCGACCAGAGUUAACAACAUUUUGGACCUUGUGCUAACAACCACUCCUGACAACAUUGUUAAUAUGUCUUGUGUUUCAGCCAACACAAUGGACCUCUCUAGUGACCACCACCUAAUGUUCUUCGACUUUUUACUACAUGUAAAAUUAACAGGACUUGACAGGAGAACUGUGUUCAACUUUCACUUGGCUGACUGGAAUGGGCUACAAAGAGCACUUGAUCAGUAUGAUUUAUCACCUAGUAAGUCCACUGAUAUCAACACUGAUUGGGAGCAAUGGAAAGAUUUUUUCCUCAGUGUUGCUGCUGAGCAUAUCCCACUCAAAACAUUUAAGCGGCGUAACACUCCUCCGUGGUUUGAUGGUGAAGUGAGGCGUCUUCUCUCAAAAAAGGACUCGUGCAGGAGAAAAGCCAAAACGUACGUCGUGUCCUAGACUCUGGGAAAAAUUUCGUAUACUUCGACGAUCAGCUAAGUCUUUAGUUAGAGCCAAACGUACGCAGUACUUUCACUCUCUUCCAUCAUUGUUAAGGUCAAACAGCAAAAAGUUCUGGUCAGUGUUUAAAUCCACUUCUAAACACUCGAACAUUCCUGGAAAAAUGACAUGGACUCGACAGGACUCUUCUUCCACAACAGCUGAGACUCCAAUCGACAUAGCCAACCUGUUAAAUCGUUAUUUCUACUCUGUGUUUAAUCCGUCAUGCGAUUCCACUCAUGGCCUUCCCAUUCCUGUCGACGAUAAUUCGAUUAAUCUGACAACCAUCGCAGAUCUUGAGUUAACUGAAGGAGAAGUAUGCUCUGUACUAAGAACUCUCGACGUUGACAAAGCAACUGGUCCUGACAAAAUACCGGCGGUAUUGCUAAAAAACUGCGCAGCUAGCGUCAGUCCAUCUUUAUGUGAACUUUUCAACAAGAGUUUAUCUUGUGGAAAACUGCCGCAGGAGUGGAAACUGUCCAAUAUUAGUCCAAUUCCAAAGAAAAAUCCUUCACAUGAAGUCUCGAACUACAGACCAAUAUCACUUUUGUCUUUGGUCUCAAAGGUGUUUGCACGUUGUAUCUACAACAGAAUAAUUGACCACCUCUCAAAUCAACUCUAUUGCCUACAAUACGGUUUUCAAAGCGGCAAGUCUACAACAUCACAAAUGCUAUAUGUUCUUCGCGAGAUCCACAACAUCUUAGAGAAAAGAGCUCAAGUUGACACUGUCUAUCUUGAUUUCGCGAAAGCUUUUGACAAAGUCAGCCAUGAUCUCUUACUCGUGAAGCUUCACAACUUUGGCAUCAGAGGAAAUCUUCUUCGCUGGUUCGGGGACUAUCUUUCUGGGCGAUUACAGAGAGUUACUGUUCUUGGUGUAACAUUUGAACCACUUCCAGUGCUAUCUGGAGUUCCUCAGGGAUCAAUCCUUGGACCACUCCUUUUCCUUAUUUAUGUGAACGAUCUUCCCAAGGCUACCUCAUUCGAUACUACCGUGACAAUGUUCGCAGACGACACCAAAUGCCACCGCCCUCUUCGAAAUUUCCAAGACACCAAAAUUCUGCAACAAGACCUGGAUAAGAUUACCAACUGGUGUCAUGAUUGGAGGAUGGAUUUAAAUCAAACCAAGUGUGUAGUCAUGCAUUUUUCCCGAAUUCUUCGACCGACGAUCACACAGUACACUCUAUCAGGUACUCCAGUCCAACAAUCGUCCAGUCAAAAAGAUCUUGGCAUAAUUACCACUAGCGAUCUAAAAUGGAACAAGCAGGUGCAAGAGAUAUCGACCAAAGCUAACAAAAUGUUAGGUUUCGUCAAGCGAACAGCGUUCGAUAUUCGGCAGCGACAACUUCGUAAGGUUCUUUACUUGACUAUGGUCCGUAGUCAGCUGGCUUAUGGUAGUCAAGUGUGGGCACCCCAGACGGUCAACAACAUCAUGAUCGUUGAACGUGUGCAGCGCCAUGCCACUAAAUUUAUUUUGGCAUUGCCAUACCAAACAGACAUCUCGUACAAGGAACGAUUGAUCACCAUCGGCAUCAUCCCUAUAUGUUACUGGCAUGAGUAUUUGGAUCUGGUGUAUCUGUACAAGUGCAUCAUUUCUAACUCUGACAGAAACAUCUCCAUCAAGACUCCUGCUCGAGAAACACGAAAUACCAACGCAACCAAUGGCAUUUUACUCGAAGUAGCCAAGUAUAAGACAGUGAGCUAUCAAAACAGCUUCUACAUCAGAGUUGCCAAUGUGUGGAACACACUCCCCUACUCGAUCAGAGAAGCCAACAAAACCGUGGUCUUUUUUAAAUUUUGUUUAAUGAAACAUUAUAAUAAUCUCACUAAGGAAAUUUACAAUCUCGAAGAUCUGAGAACAUUUAAGUCUGUUUGUGUGAAGUGUCACACAACUCGCCCAUUGAGCAGCUUGUCCAAUCGAUCUUGUUGCUAAAUUUAUUCAUGUCUGUCUGUUUGUCUGUAAGUUUGUUAUUGUUUAUACUUGUAUUUUAAAUGUUUUGGAAUGCCGUUAUUGGAGAUCGAACUAAUAAUCUCUGUGUGGUAAUUCCAGCCAUGUAGCCUAUUUUGUAAUUAAUUUUAUGUAAUAUAGUGUAUUGUGUUCAAUGGCAAAAUCUGUAAAAAAAAUGUAAAAUAUACUUUAACUGCAAUAUAUACACUCCAUAAUAUAUCGAAACUUCUAUAGUAUUAAAGUAUAUCACAUUUCUUUGGAAAAAAGUGAGUAUAGCAGUUCAUUAUCGAUCUGAGCGACAAGGCAGCAUAUUUUACAAAGGGCUAUAUUCAACGGUGAAUAUCUCGAAAACGAUUGCGUGGUUGGGGACGGUUGGAUAGAAUAAAAGAUUGUACUUUUUUAACUAAUCGUGAAAAAAAUAGCGAAAUCGAACCAUGGAAAUUUGAGAUUUUUGUCUUCAAAAUAUUGUUUAAAGAAACGACAUUAAAUUACAUCGCGACGGCAUAGCGCCUAAGUGAGAGGUCAAAAUUAACUGGAAAAUGACGCUUACCUUUCAAGAUACUGUUCCAAUGGGUAGACUGACUGUUGUAAAUAUAGUUCCCCAAGAAAUUUGCCAAGAAAUUCCCCAAGAAAUGUGCAUAACAAUAUGAAAAAAUCGAUAUUUAUGGGCCCUAUGUAAAUUUUCGGUAACACAAGCUUGAUGCGAGAUUUUCGCCCAGAUUCGCCUAAUAGGUUGUCCGACCUCCUCUGGGCAGAGCUAGAUCUUUUAAAAACUUGAAUGUCAUAACUGCGUCGUUAUAACGCAGCAUAUAACAAACAGGUAACCAGAUAAGUUGACGCAAUGCAGGGGUUAUACGGUCAUAUUUAUGCGUUCCAGGAACGAUUCUCGCAGCAAAGUUUUGCACACUUUGUAGUUUGGCGAUGUUUUUGUUGGAAGCGUUCGCCCACACAGAUGAGGAGUAGUAUAAUUUGCUGAAAAUUGAAGCGUUUAUUAGCCUACCGUUUUCAGAUAGUACAAUCGCCUAAAAUAUAUGUUAAAUAAUUCUAUUUAUUUGACACCGAGACUGACAUGCAUUUUGAAAAUAAUUUUGUUAUGUUCUCGUCAUAACUCAUGCAGUCAUUCAUCCAAUUCCAUCCUCAGAGUUCCCCAGGUCCUUUACAGAAGACACCGGUUGUGUUUUUUUAUCAAGAAAAGUCACUCGACUAAUGAAAACAACUGCGAGCAGUGGUAAAAAAGUCCGAAGAUUCGGCGCAAGCUGAACAUUUCUUGUUAUGAUACUGAAUAUAUAACAUCAUAAGUUGACAACAUAAUUAACCGAUGACAACCGUGCAUAGUGCAUGCGCAUAUAUUCACCAACAUUAACUUUGCUAGCGUGUACACGCCGGGUCAGCAAGCAAUGAUUUUCGGCAGUUUGCAUGUCAUUAAAAAUUGCGCGAAUUUUCCGUGUUUUACCAAGGAGAAUGGUAACGAAUUAAUUAGUCAUCGUUUUUUCUUUCGCUGAGGCUCAUGGUAUUGUCUGGGUCGAAAGUGAACAGCAAAUAUGGAAAGGAGAUGCUUCAAGGAUCAUUUUAAUACCAAAUAGUGGCCGUAAACCCACGAGAAAUAAUAGAAUAUUUCGCCUUUUUGAGGACUAAAAUGGACGAUACUGCACAGUUUGUGAAAUUCAACUAGUUUUCUCUCGGAUAAAAUUUGGCAUCCUUUGUCAAUCCUUGAAGAAUUGUAUUUGUAAAGCAACUUAAGACCUCUGGUGAGCAUCGUAUGAUUUUUGUUUGUAAAAUUUUGUCUCCGUUUGAGAGUAACAGGACCUGAUACUUAGUUGUUUUCCUUGUGUUAUUCAUAAAGGAUUCGCAGAUGCACAGAAGUCGCAUUUAAAAGAUUUCCAAAGAAAAUGCCUAAUACCAAAGAUAAACGUUUUAACAUUGCAAUGUAUAUGAAAGAAAGGAAAGAAGCAAGGUUUAAAGCUGUUCUAAAUCAUCGAUCGCUAGCGUUGGAGCACAAGAAAAGCGAGAGAAUUCAAGCCAAGGUAUAGUAACCUAAGCAAUGUAUUUGUUAUUCAGAUAUUAACAUUCUAUUUACUAUCAGUAAAUGUUUAACUUUGUUAUUAAUAUAAACAUUUACCUUUAUGCAGAUUGUAAAAGCAAAGGAAAAAACAGCUGCUUUGACAUCUGAUUUGGAAAACAAUAUGGUGAGUUUCUGCGACAAAUCAAAUCAUGUGGUAUAGUAGGAUUAAACCCAUUAAGCCGUAAUAUGUCUAUAUUUUGUUAUUUUACUCUGUCUAAUGCCAGAUGAUUUUACUCAUCAAGGUGAAAAUAUUGGACAUUAACCCAUUAUGCCCCAGCGCUCUCCCCUUGACUAGGAAAAUCGUCUGGCAUUAGACAGAGUAAAAUACUAAAGUAGAUGCAUCAGGGUGCAAUGCGACUCAAUGGGUUAACUAGACACAUGGGCAGAUAGGCCAGUUAACACAUUAAGCGCCAGCGUUUUCCCCUUGACGAGUAAAAUCGUCUGGCGUUAAACAGAGUAAAAUACUAAACUAAGGUGCAUCAGGGUGCAAUGCGACUCAAUGGGUUAACUGGUAAAUUACAGAAGCAUAUUUUGGUUCAUCUAUGCAUUUUACAAUUUACAUUAUAAUAUAGCAUUUGUAAAUUCUGAACGCUGAUUGGCUAAGAGCCGUGUUGAUAUAACUCAAUGUCAACACGGGAAAUUUUCCGCCGCUUGUAAACACGGAAUUUUUUCCUAUCCUUCGGGCUUUUGACAUUGCUAUAUUAUAAAAAAAUAUAAAACAUUUUUUCCGUGUUGAUAUAUAGUUAUAUCAACACUCGUGGAAGUUGGGAAAACUCGAAAUUGUAUGGAAACACGAUGCCUGAAGGGCGUGUCCCAAUUCCACUCGUGUUGAUAUAAAUGUAUAUCAACACGGAAAAUGUUUUAUAUUUGUUAAAUAACAGUCAACUAUUUACAUGCACAGGUAAUAUAUACUGUAAAUUUAAGUAAUGAUAUAAAAGAUUCUGGACUUUCAUGCAAGAAAUACCCCGUCAGAUAAACAAUUAUGAUUUUCGAACACUUUUUUCAGGUUUUUUACAAUUUUAUUAUUUAACGACAAUACCAGUACUGCUAAUAUAUUGCCUGCCUGUGCAGUUCAACUAUUUUGGCCUUGUUAUUUUGGCUCGGCAACAAUGGCUUCAAUUACCUCUAGUAUAAUUUGUUCGUGAUGGUAAGUGGGAUUUGAGAUGGGCCGUGACCAUUUGAUGAUCCUAAUUAAUUUGUAUUGUUAUCCCUGUAAUUCUGAGACAAGAACAAGAAAAGCUACGACAUUGGAGAAUGGGGUAUCAAAUAUGCCAGUUCGAACAGCAACAAAAAGGAGGCGGGAAACCAUGACAGCGGUAUCAGCAAUCCAUGGUGCAUCCAAAAAGAAUUUAAAGCCUGCUUAUGAUGGGAUGUUCGACACCCUCCAGAAACGAUGCAAGAUGAAAGAUUUAACAAAUUAUGUAUUAAGUAAUGAGAAUUUAACUAAAACUGUAGUUUCUGAACAUUACAAAAAAGAGUUGAAAGAUUUUGAAAAAUCAAAAGAAAAUGCGGAAAGGAGUAUUGCUACAUUUUACUCAAGUGGUGUCAUGGGCAAGAGAAAAUAUCAAAGUGUUAGGCUUGUGCUUUCAAUGACAUCAAGCGAACAAGGUGGGAGAACGGGCAUAUCAAUUUUUCCAGGCUGCAAGGUACCCAAAAUAUUAACAUAUAAUAACCUUGUAAGAGAGUUGAACAAAAUUGAUAUUGGAAAUGUUUUGGAAAUCAAUAACGAGUACCUCAGUGACUUAGAAAUAGAUGCACCCAUCAAUGGCGCAUACAGAGAUCUAAGAGAGUACUUGCCACGUUUAGCUAAGUUCUAUUUGAGUACCGAUAGAAAACAUGCUUUAGAAUGGUACGGUAAAACUGAGGGUACAUUUUUAAUAGCACUAGGAGGGGAUGGUUGCCCAUUUGGGAAACAUGAAAGUGCCUGUUCAUUUUUAGUUAGUUUCCUUAAUGUUGGUCGAAAG